Messenger RNA from Pneumocystis murina B123, 522 nucleotides. RefSeq lists its product as hypothetical. The transcript has 2 exons. Bases 1 to 522 code for a protein of 173 amino acids. The record is from RefSeq and is a predicted model, not a curated record. Lineage: Eukaryota; Fungi; Ascomycota; Pneumocystomycetes; Pneumocystales; Pneumocystaceae.
AUGAUAAAUCAGAAUAAAUUUCCAGAAAUUUCAGAAAAGGAUCUUAUUAGUUUUCAUGAGAAUCAUUUUAAUAGUGAAUCAUUAGGAAUUUUCAGUUCUUUUUUAGAAAAAGAUGAAAAAAAUAUAUUUAAUAAUGCAAAUUCUUUAGGAUUUCAUACAUAUGCAGACGGCAAUAUUAGGACUUUAAAUGAAGAGGAUAUAGCAUAUUUCAAAUGGUCCGAAUCAUUUAAAUCAAAAGCAGAACAUACAACUUAUUUUGUUUCAAAUAAAAACAAAACAGAAUCACUUGAAAAUGAAGAAAUGAAAGAAGAACUAAAGGCACAUGUACCUUCAUAUUCAAAGCUCGUUAGAAAUGAUGACGAACUUUUCCUAAGAUAUGGAGAAAAAUAUGAGCUGAUUAAAAAAGCAGAAGAUGCACUUGAUACUUAUUAUUAUGAACUUUCACGGAAAAACACUAAUUAUGAAACAGACGAAAAUAAAAUAAAAGUAAAUUAUUGGCCAGCUACGCCUAUUCGUAUUUAA